AUGACGACUGUUGAGCAGCCCCCUCGCCAUAUCCAUUUCAGCUCCGAUUACCCGACCCAACCCUCAAACAGACCAAUUCCCGUCCUUACCACUAGUGCACCCGACUCCGACUCAUCUCCUGGCUCAAUGGAUACCAGCCCAGAUAACCCUGCUCGUGACUCGCAGAAUGCUAGCCCGAGAGGAGACAAGCAAAAUAUGCAAUCCGGAGGUCCAGCAGAUCUAGAAGGCCAAGCUGGGCAGCGCAAUGGAAUCCUUGGUCAACACGCAGUAGGAGCUGCUGCUGCUGCACAACAGCCCAAAGCUAUCAGUGCCGCCUUUAUCCACAAGCUAUACAGCAUGCUCGAAGACCAAAGUAUACAGCAUUUAAUUUCCUGGUCUAGCACCAACGAAAGUUUCGUCAUGUCACCUUCGACUGAAUUCUCUAAAGUCCUUGCAUCAUAUUUCAAGCAUACCAACAUUUCAUCUUUUGUCCGUCAACUAAACAUGUAUGGUUUUCACAAAGUCAGCGAUGUGUUCCAUACAGGAUCACCAGAUUCUCCUCUGUGGGAGUUCAAACAUGGCGCCAACAAUUUCAGAAGGGGCGACCUGAAUGGUCUGAGGGACAUUAAGAGACGAGCUUCGAGACACACCCUAAUACAUCGUGAUUCGUUCUCGAAUGCGACGCCCAAGAUGACGCUACAACCACCACCUCCACCACCUCCCGGCGUACCGAUGGAGACCUCAAUGCCAGAUCCCGUCGAGGCUCGACUUAGUAUGCUAGAGUUCAACCUGCAAGAUGUAUACGCAAGGCUGGCAAGAUCCGAAGACGCGUACGCCAAUCUCAGCGCCAAAUGUCAAAUGUUAUCGGAGGGCCUGGCCAGGUGUCACUAUUGGAGCGGCGAGCUGUCAACACAGCUGCUUGGCAUAGUACCUGAUCCGGAGACCACAAUCCACAGAGACGUAUCAGCAUUGCGUGCUGAGAUCAACAGGAACGGGGAUCUCCUAAGGCUACAUGAAGCACCACACGAGAAUCUGCAACCCACUCGCCCUCCCUACAUGACUGCCCCUUCUUAUGAGCAUGGUGGUCCUGUGUCGCCUCGUCAGCAAGCGACGGAUGCUUCCCGCAGACCUUCGUUGCAGCCAGGUUCGCGUGCUUCUUCCUUUAGAGCACCCAUGCCUCCUCACAUGACGGCAUCACCUCAUAGAUAUGGCUCUCUCAGCGGACCGUCUGGACCACCGUCACCUUCCUCGAGACAACCUGCACCCCCACCACCGCCGCCGCCAACCUACACAAACCUUCCACCACCGCCACCUCCUGUAGCCCAGGCGCCUUUGCAACAUCGACCGGCAUCGCCCCCAUUGAACCUUUCGCGACGCCACACUUCAGCCGACAUCAGGCUACAAGGCUGGAAUGGCCCCCCUCAAGCGCUUCCCCCACCCCCACCUCCGCAUGGAGGAUCGCCUUUCACAACAGCAGGCCAGAACUCUGCCCAGUGGCCAUCGUCCCCAUUCCGCCAAGGUAACAAUGAAGGUCAGCAGAUCAGAGACGCUUUAGCGCAGUACGAGCUGCCACGCGCAACAUCCAGAUUUGGUUCUCGUCAAACGACGCCUCCGGACGCGGGACCUCCAUCCUACGCCAAUAACAGUAGCGAGGCAGGCUGGCAGCUCCCAGGACCGAAGUUUCCCUUCAAAGGUGUAGAUGCGUCGGCACCAGGAACCCGCCGAAGCAGUAUGGCAAGCAAUGUGCAUUCCUUGCUCAAUCCUACAGCUGAGUCACACCAUGAGCGCGAUGCAGACGAAGGACCCGAUGACAGGAAGCGCAAGAGACUAGGAUAG
Molecule: messenger RNA, 1815 nt
Organism: Aureobasidium subglaciale EXF-2481
Lineage: Eukaryota; Fungi; Ascomycota; Dothideomycetes; Dothideales; Saccotheciaceae
Exons: 5
Coding region: 1-1815 (604 amino acids)
Biological process (GO): regulation of DNA-templated transcription
Molecular function (GO): DNA-binding transcription factor activity; sequence-specific DNA binding
Source: RefSeq, a predicted model, not a curated record